Molecule: messenger RNA, 1128 nt
Organism: Vicia faba (fava bean)
Lineage: Eukaryota; Viridiplantae; Streptophyta; Magnoliopsida; Fabales; Fabaceae
Source: the annotation of a GenBank genome assembly
AUGGUGGAAAAUGGAGAACAAAUUCGAAGUCCCGUAAUCCGAAAGAAAUCGCCUUUGAUGGAAUCAAAUAGCCAAAACAUGGCUUCUCUUAUCAGUCCUAGGUUCAAAUCUGCUGCUGCUAUGGCUGGUUGGGACGAAGAAGCACUUUUGCUUGCAGCUCUCAUUGUUGAAGAUACCCCAGAUCGAGAUUCCAAACAAAAGAAACGUCUUGUUUUGAGUUCCAAAUCGCCGCUAUCCAAUUCAUCAAGGAAACGUAGAGCUCUGAGGAAUCCACAACCUAUUGUUCUUGAUCUUGAUGAAGAAGAAACCUCCAAAAAGGAUAGUGGGAAGAAGAAGAGAGAAAAGAAGAAUUGUGUCGGCGAAGAAAGUAAGGUUGGAGAAAAGGAAUUGACUAAGAAAGGAUCUGAUGUUGAUUCGAAUAGUUCUGGUCUUCCUUGUAUGGAUAAGCUAAGGGAGGAGCUUUCAUGUGCAAUUUGUUUGGAGAUAUGCUUUGAGCCAAGUACCACUCCUUGUGGUCAUAGCUUUUGUAGAAAAUGUCUGAAGUCUGCUGCAGACAAGUGUGGCAAAAAGUGUCCCAAAUGCAGGCAAUUGAUAAGCAAUGGUCGAUCAUGCACGGUGAACACAGUUCUCUGGAACACGAUUCAACUUCUAUUUCCUCAAGAAAUUGAAGCAAGGAAAGUUGCUGCUAGCGCCAUAAAUAAUAGACAAGCUGUUCAGAAUCCAAUUCCAGAAACAACAUUUUAUACUAGCACAAGGAAUAGAAGUUUACAACCAUAUCCAUACAGUAGGGGUAUGAAUUCAAGGAGAAAUGAGGCGGUGACAACACAGGAUGAAGAGGAUGCUGCAUUGGCCAGAAGGCUACAAAGAGAGAUAGAUAGAGAAAACAACAACAGGAGAACUUCAGCAUUAUCAUCAAUUGUAAGAGCAAGGUCAAGAAGAGGGGUUUCUAACCAAGAUGAAGAUGCUGCUUUUGCUCUAAGGUUGCAAAGAAAUGAGUUUAUGCAAGCUUUUAGAAAUAGCAGCCAGGAACCGUCAUCUUCUUCUUCCUCCACAUUAUUAGCUGGACCAAAUUUGAGGGCUAUGGCAACUAGAGCCAUGAAUCUUCGUAAUAGAGAUAGAAGGGUAUAA